AUGAAACGACUACAUUCAUCUCAUUCGAGUUCCAUGGAAUGUGCACCUCGGACGAAACUCAAGCUAGAGAGCUAUUCCUCAGGUGUGGUUGCGAAGCCGGAAGAUCAGUUUGCGGGGACAAGUGAUGGCCCGCGUACCGGGCAGGCUCCGAGUAAUUUGUUGGAUAUUUCUUUAUGGCGCUCAAAUGCGGACGGACUGGAGGUGACAAGCGCAUACCCCUUGUCUAACCGGAAACGGCUGGAUAAGAGCCAGUAUAGUGUUGGUUGGGUAUGCGCACUCGCAGAGGAAUUCCGUGCGGCCCUUCUCGUCCUAGAUGAGGAACACGAAGACCACUUUGUCCCGGGUGAUCCCAAUGACUACCGCUUUGGGAAAAUAGGGCAACACAACGUAAUUAUUGCGAGCCUACCUGUUGGGCGGUAUGGAAUGACAUCGGCAGCAACAACGGGCAUCCACAUGGCACGCAGCUUUCCCAAUAUGAAAUGCGUUUUACUAGUGGGAAUUGGUGCCGCGAUCCCGAAUGAUGAGGAGGAGAUUCGUCUCGGUGAUGUUGUGAUUAGUGAGCCGAAUAAUCAGUACAGUGGGGUGGUGCAGUUUGACAUGGGAACACAAAAGCAGGAUAACACUUUUCAGCUGAAAGGGUCCAUAAAUAGACCAUCUCAUGCUUUAUUAGUAGCGCUGAAGCGUUUCACGACAGAAUUGGACCAAGGGAUCAACAAAAAUAGCAUACCUGCCUGCCUCAGGGAGGCCCAAGCUAAGGCUGGGGAUAAGAGACGCCGGUAUGAGUUCCCUGGACUCGAGAACGACCACCUCUUUCCACCUGAUUAUAAGUGUGUGAGCGAUGGCAGCAGGUCCUGCACCUCCUGUGAUAAAACUAGGACCGAUACGCGUCAAGCGAGUCCCACUCGAUCUCUCGACCCAGCUGUCCACUGUGGCAUUAUUGCGUCAGGAAACAUGCUCGUCAAAGACGCACAACUACGAGAUUCUCUGCGGGAGAGGUACAACGCGAUUUGCAUUGAGAUGGAAGCGGCUGGACUCGUGAAUGGGACCUUGCCAUGCAUCGUAAUCCGCGGUAUAUGUGACUAUGCGGAUACACAUAAGAAUGAUAUGUGGCAUGAUUAUGCUUCCCUGACGGCGGCUUCAACUGCAAAGGUACUAUUGUCGCAUCUGAAUCCCUUAUCUCUCGAGAACACUCCCUCCACAUUCGUAACUUGGAGGCAAUCGUUUCUCAAAGUAAGCAAUCUAGAAUUGCACAAUUUUAUUGGUCCCGGUCAUCAACACGACAGGGCUGAGAGACAUGCAGACGGACCCCUGAAGGGGCCGUUGCGUAACAUUGACCCCCUCGGUAUGAAUAAACGACACCAAUAUUAUCUGGAUAAAACUCUGGAAGGAACGUGGGGGUCUGUCUUCGAGAGUGCCACUUUUGUGGCAUGGUAUAACGAUCCCCAAACAACCCCACGUGUUUUAUAUUGCCAUGGAUUACCCGGUGCCGGGAAGUCGUCAUUAGAACGUUUAGUAAUCGUUUUCAGGUCUCUCGUUGUCAAGUGGCUUGAGGGGGAACAAAAGCAAAGAGCCCGCAAUGCAGGGCUUGCUUAUGUCUAUUGCAGACCUGGGGACCUUGAUCAGACUAGCGAAGGUCUGCUAACCUCACUGGCUGCGCAGUUGGUGAUGAAAAUCUCGAUGUUUGGAGUGGAUACGCUAGUCGAAGGUCUAUUACCUCCCGACGAACUACUAGAAUUUGCAUGUUCGAGAUACCAGCGUACUUACAUCUGUAUCGAUGCAGUGGACGAAAUGAAUGGGCGCCAAAGAACAAAACUACUGGAAGAGCUAUCUAAGAUCGGCUCAAAUCUCCAUAUUUUUAUAACAGGACGUGAUCAUGUCAAGGACAAGAUAAUGAGUCAGUUCCCUGCCGCAAGAGACUUGACUAUAAAGGCCAGCAGGGUUGAUCUUGAGCAAUGCAUCCAAACUCGGGUCCUUGAAUCAAGUUCCGGGUGGAACGAUAUUGGAGAACAAAUGAUGGACAAGAUAAUCCAAAAUUCCGGGGAAAACUUUCUCUUCGCGGAUAAAUUAAUCGCAUUCGUCCUCGCCGGGGUUACAGAAAAUGAGAUUCGUGAACGCGCCAACAUGAUACCUGAUAGUCUUGAAGCCAUAUAUUCUGAUAUGCUGUUGAGAAUCCAGAAGGAGACGCAUAGAAAACUCGCCAAUAGUAUUCUUGCUUGGGUUUCGCACUGCAGAAGGCCAUUGAAAAUCCAGGAACUCCAGAUGGCACUUGCCAUCGAGCAGCAGAUCUCAGGAGAUGUCGUUUGGAAGUCACGUACCGUUCCCAGGUUGGAACACGGUGACCUGGUGAACCAGGAGGUCCUGAAGAAUGCUUGCCUCGGAAUAAUCAUGAUUGACGAAUCUGACCAUACGGUUCGUCCAUUUCAUAUAUCGUUCCAGGAGUAUCUCCGGGAUUCGACACCCCCCAAAGGGGAUAUUAGGCGCCGCCUUUUCAACGAUACAGAAGAAUUACUUGCCAAAGUGUGCCUUGCCUUUCUCGCACAUCCAAAAGUAAUCCGAUAUUCCACCAAGCAGUCUGAGGCGCUCAGCUCUUGUCCACCUGAGUCUCUGGGUAAUUGUCUGGAUCUUCUUGAUUACGCAUCGUGUUUCUGGGGUUCGCAUGCAAGGAAGUCACCUGGAACAGACUUUAUAUUAACUGGUUCCGUUGAAUAUCUUGCUGGUGACCUAACCGAUCGAUACGCCAGCCAGUGGUAUCUCUGCCGUAGAAUUGCCACCGAAUACAAACCGCCUGAUAUGAAUUCAUUGGUGUUUUCCUUCUCAAGAUUGCAUAUAGCGGCAUAUUUUGGUCUUAAGAAUAUUACUAAAAUAUUGGUUGCAAAGCGUACCCUGGAUAUUAAUAUGAAAGACUGCUAUGGCGCCACAGCACUACAUUGGGCAGCAGGAAGAGGACACAAAAGUGUCGUUAAACGAUUGCUCAAAGCCGGCGCUGAUGUCCGCAUACGGGAAUCGGUGGAAAUAGGCGGCGCAACAGCCCUUACUCGCGCAAUCUAUUGGCCCACACACGCACUACUACACGACUCGAAAACCCAGGAGGGAGAUGGGCCAGACUGUGUGAGAAAGGGGGUCGCUACUAUCGUCAAAUUACUCCUGGAAAGCGGCGCACCAGUCAACUACUGGUAUCACCGUUACUCCGAGACCCAUGCUCAAUUUCUUGUCAUAGCUGAUUACAAUGAAACUCUCAAGGAAGCAAUCGCCAGAGUACAGAAUAAUCAAGGCAUACUUCUUAAUCAAUACCAAACACCUCUGAUAACAGCGGUCGAAAUAGGGGCCACAGACAUUAUGGAGGACCUGGUGAGUCAUGGGGCAGAUAUAAACGCGCAGGCCGAAGAUGGCUGGACUGCGUUGCACUGGGCUGUAGCCUUCCGGCGUAUUGAUGCCAUCACGGCUCUCCUUCGCUGGAAAAUUGAUGUGAAUAUCAUAGAUGCAAAGUCCAGGACGGCCUUGGAGCUAGCAACUUUCAUGCGGUAUGAAGAGGUGAUUGACACCCUGUCAGCCUACACUGCAGUUGACAGGUCAAGAGUGAAGGGAGCAGGUUCCGAUGACGCAUCUGGAUCAGUUUCUGUCCUUUUUAACAUCGAAGGAAUAGAUCUUGGAUAUGCUGCCAAACCGUUGAACACUUUAAUAGCCAUCAGCCGACUCGGCGAGAUACAGAUGGCAAAAGUGGUUUUAAAUAGCGGGGAGAAAGUCGACACACUGGACAGUGAUCAGCGUACUGCUCUGUCUUACGCGGCUCAAGCUGGGAAUAUAUCCAUGAUAAACCUCCUCCUUGAUAAAGGGGCAUAUAUACAUCACUGGGACAAGGAAUUCCGGACACCACUGUCUUGGGCGGCGCAGGGGGGGCAUGUUAAAGCUGCAGCGCUGCUCAUCAGUCAUGGAAGCCGAAUUCAGAUGACGGACUUGUGCCAUUAUUCGCCGCUUACGUGGGCUGUGAUAUAUCGCAGGACAAGCAUGGCUAAGUUCCUUCUUGAACGAGGGGCUGAUCCAGAUACCAAAGAUCGCGAUGGAUUGACACCACUCUCUUGGGCUGCUGCCAUAGGUAGCAAAAAGCUCAUUUCAACAUUGUGCAAAUACCAUGCGAGCUUAGAUCAUGUCGACAAAGCUGGCCGUACUCCGUUGAUCCACGCUGCGACUCACGGACAUCAUGGGUCUUUUCGUGCAUUGCUUGGGCAUGGCGCGAAUAUGAUGCAGCAAGAUAAGCUAAACAAAACCGCGUUAGCAUGGGCAGCAAAAGGUGGAUACAUUGAUAUUGUGAAAGAGCUUCAUCGGAGAGGGGAAAGCAUCGACUCUCCAGACGCAGAUGGACGGACGCCCCUGCACUGGGCUGCGGGAAAGGGUCACAUGAAAGUCGUCAAAUAUCUCGUUGACAGUGGUGUGAAUGUGAGAGCAUUUGAUGAACAAGGUAUGAAUGCGCUAGCAUGGGCAGCUGCAGGUGGACAUGAGGAACCUGCAAAGUAUUUGAUCAAACAGGGAAUCGAUGUUAACUGCCAGGACAAAAGCGGCUGCAGUCCUCUUUCAUGGAUGAUCAAGAAUAGUGACCAGAUAUCUCUAUACAUUGAAAAGCCUUUUCGAGGAUUCUCUGGCUCUACACCAGCAAUGCCAACUCUGGUGACACAUAAAGGCGACCAUUGGCGACUCGAGCACCAAUCACAGAUGAAGAGGUCGAUUGGACAUUACGAGACGAUCGCUCAUUCAGUUGUUAAGGACUACGCAAAGCUCUUUCGCACAAUCUUCAAACGUGGAGUAACGCUUGAUCUGGCAGAUCGCAAUGGACGGACACCUGUUUCGCUCGCAGCCGAGACUGGGCAAACACAGCUUCUGCGUGACCUCAUUGAUCGUGGCGCAGAUCCGAACUCACCAGACAUUGCGGGUCGCACACCCCUCUCGUGGGCAGUCAGUAGCCGAAAGGCACUUGAGGCAUUGACGAUUCUCCUAGGUGAAAUCACAGAUAAUGCGGUUAAUGCUACAGACGACCUUGGACGGACUGCGUUAUCUUGGGCAGCAAGCCUUGGAAAUGCUUCCGUCAUCCGGAAGCUACUAGACAGGGGAGCAGACCUAGGCGUGCAUGACAACACAGGUCGAACACCCCUCUCCUGGGCUGUUCAACGAGGGAAUCGUAACGUCGUCGAGCUUCUUCUAAAGGACGGCAUCUACCCUCUCUGUGAGGAUACUAGUGGUCGGAGCCUCCUGUCCUAUGCCGCAGAGGGUGCGGAGAUCGAAACCUUCAAAGAAAUCCUCCUGCAUGAUUCGAAUCCUGACCAGAAAGACAAAUAUGGGCGUACUCCACUAUCGUGGGCUGGGGACCAAUAUGAUCAUUUUCCCUGUGAACUUCGUCCUGGUAUAAAUCCUUCUCAAGAAGACUGGGAGUUAUCAAUAGAGAAUAUGACCGGGGGCGGGAGAUCGAACAUAGUGGAAGCUCUGCUUGAGAAGGACGUUGACCUAGAGUCUCGAGAUCAAGAUCUUCGAACCCCACUAUCCUGGGUAGCGGCUGCUGGCUACGUGAAUAUUGUGCGCAGGUUACUGGAAAACGGAGCUGACGUUGACGCGAAGGACCGUGCUGGACGUACUCCUCUAUUGUAUGCCAUAAGAUGCGGAUCACGGGAAACAGUGAAGGCCCUGCUGGAUGCAAAUGCAACGACUACCACGCCAUCAGGUGAGCGUGAUGACACCUUGUUCAUAGAAGCUGUUAAUGAAGCUGUUAAUGGAAGGCGAUCACAAGGGGCCCUAAAAGAACUUGCAGAUCUCUGGCGCAGAAAAGGCCUAGGUGUUAGAGUUGGAAAAAUAACAGAUUCAGUAUCAAUUAGUUUUCGAAUAGGGUAUUGUGAUCAUUGUCAUGAGGAUAUUAUAGACACAACCUUCUACUCCUGUGAAUCUUGCCACGUUGAUGGUAGAAAAUUCUGCCUCUGCGCAGCCUGCUUUCAAAAAGGAACCCGGUGUCCCAAUCAGCACACCCUAUCCCAAAACAGGAUUGAUGUAUCACCAGGUAAUUGA
Messenger RNA from Talaromyces proteolyticus, 6045 nucleotides. RefSeq names its product ankyrin repeat-containing domain protein. The record is from RefSeq and is a predicted model, not a curated record. Gene Ontology annotation, molecular function: protein binding; catalytic activity. Bases 1 to 6045 code for a protein of 2014 amino acids. The transcript has 5 exons. Gene Ontology annotation, biological process: nucleoside metabolic process. Lineage: Eukaryota; Fungi; Ascomycota; Eurotiomycetes; Eurotiales; Trichocomaceae.